Molecule: messenger RNA, 4073 nt
Organism: Pogoniulus pusillus (Red-fronted tinkerbird)
Lineage: Eukaryota; Metazoa; Chordata; Aves; Piciformes; Lybiidae
Product: transient receptor potential cation channel subfamily V member 2-like
Exons: 22
Coding region: 1291-3645 (784 amino acids)
Biological process (GO): calcium ion import across plasma membrane
Cellular component (GO): plasma membrane
Molecular function (GO): calcium channel activity; protein binding
Source: RefSeq, a predicted model, not a curated record
GCUUGAAACGUGACGCUGGGACAAUGAAGUGCCUGUUCUGCUUCUUGGUGCAAAUGCUGCAACUGCAAAAGAAAAAGCAGCCCUUUUGAGAAGCAGUGGACAAGUUGUAAUACAGCAAUGAGAUCCAGCACGGGACUCUUGACAACAGAAAUUCCACUGGUUAGCUCCUGGUUAGCAUCACAGAGGUGCUUCUUUGCUGUUCUGCUGCAAAACCUCAUCCCAGAAAUCACAUGCUAAACAGGCUCGGACGCAGAAGAGGGAAGGUGAACAAAGAGAGCUCCUUGACUGCAGUGCAGCUUGGAUCAGAUCCAAAAGACUCAGCGGCAGGAGGCAGACUGAAAAGAUGCAGAGAAGAGGAGCUAGCAGCAGAUAAAACUACAGCAUGAAAGAGAAACUUUUGGAUUCCGAGUGCUCCAGAUGUAGCUUGAUAUGAGCUAAGAGCCAGUCUGGAAAAGUGUAACAGCGCUUCAUUAACACACAGCACAACUCUGCAUCACUUCUGAGAAGGAAGCUGCUCUGUAACCUGAUCGAAGCUUCCUGUUCUGAAGGCAUGUAAACAGAAAGAGAAGCUUAGCACCAUCAGAAACAUCAAAAAGAAAAAGGAUCACAUGUUUCUUCUGAAAAUUCAGGCUGGCAGAAAGACAGAGUACAGACGAGACUUGCUCUGCAGCAGCAUUGUGCUGGAGAAGGCUGUUGAGACCAUGGGUGCUGGAUGUUACCCUGCACAGAUGCCGUGGGAAAUAACCAUCCUGCUGCCUCCUCAGGCCUCAGUUCUGUCAGGAGUGGGACAGAAAGAGCUAAGACACUUGGAAUCACUUUUGGAUUUUCAUCAUGGACCACCACCAAGUAGGAGUUCAGUGCUGUGCCGUUAAUAGACUGCUAAUACGAGUGUGAUCUUCUCUGCAGAAGAAGAGGACUCCCACCCAUGGAUGUAAAUAAUUUGGGGUCUGCUUUCAUGCUUAUUGAUGCUUGUUGGUAUUUGACUUUGUUUCUACUGAGAGAUUGUCCAGCCUCUGAAAGAUCCGUUGGGACUCCUUGUCAGAGCAGCUCUUGGGUGGAGCUUGCAGCAACUUGGGACGGUCUGCCUGUACAAGGCUGACAGUAAAUAACUCAGCGCUGUGGAGAGAUGGAAACUGCAACUGAGAAAUGAUUUGGGGGAAAGGAAGAGAGACAAGCAGGAGCAAACUGUUGUGGAAGUAGAAAUAGCCCUGUAAAGGAUCGGCAGAUGUACCAGUUUAGUCUUCUAGUGGGGAACAUCUUUGGUGGUCUACAAAACCAUCUGUACUAGAAAUGGCUAACUUCACAAAUGGGCAGCCUAGCCCAGGUCAGAGGAACAGGUUGAUGGGAUUGCUAGAAACAGAUGACAGUAUCCAGGAAGAUAAACCUGCACCUAGUAAAAAGGAAGAAAGAUCAGGACAUGGAAGAAAAGGAGAACCACGACCUUUGGAGACACCUUAUCAGAAGGAGAGCAGUGACUUUUCUCCUAAAGUCAAGAUUAAUCUGAACUAUCGGCCAGGACUCGUCAGCAACCAAAAGGACCCAAAUCGCUUUGACAGGGACAGGCUCUUCAGCGCAGUCUCCAGGGGCAGCCCUGAGGCACUGGAUGGUUUACUUGAGUACCUAAGGAGGACCUCCAAGUUUCUCACCAAUUCUGAGUACACAGAUGCCAAGACUGGCAAGACCUGCUUGAUGAAAGCCCUGUUGAACUUAAAAAAUGGGAAGAACGACACAAUCCCACUUCUGCUGGAAAUAGACCAAAAGACACAGAAUCCCAGGCCACUUGUCAACGUGUCAUGCUCCGACUGUUACUACGGAGGCCAGACAGCACUCCAUAUUGCCAUAGAGAAAAGGAGCCUGGAUUUAGUGAAGAUUCUAGUAGAGCAUGGAGCUGAUGUCCAUGCCAGAGCCCAUGGGGAAUUCUUCAGGAAGAAGAAAGAAGGAAUUUACUUUUAUUUUGGUGAACUUCCCCUCUCCUUAGCUGCUUGUACCAACCAGUUUGAUGUGGUGGAAUAUCUUUUAAACAAUCCUCACCAGAAAGCCAGGAUCCAGGAGCAAGAUACACAGGGUAACACAGUCCUCCAUGCCCUGGUGAUGAUUGCAGAUGACACUGAGGAGAACACCAAGUUUGUGAGCACAACAUAUGUUGAGAUCUUGAAGGCAGGUGUGAAGGUUGACCCAGCGUGUAAACUGGAGGAGAUUGUGAAUUAUGAUGGAUUAAAUCCUCUACAGCUUGCAGCCAAGACGGGCAAAGUGGAGAUCUUCAGGCACAUCAUCCAAAGAGAGAUCAAGGACCCAGUGUACAGGCACCUGUCUCGCAAGUUCACUGAAUGGACCUAUGGACCUAUCCAUGUCUCUCUCUAUGACUUGUCCUCUAUAGACAGCUUUGAGGAGAACUCUGUGCUGGAGAUCCUGGCAUACAGCAGUGACACACCAAAUCGCUACAAGAUGGUGGUUUUGGAGCCACUGAACAAACUGCUUCAGCAAAAGUGGGAAACGUUUGCUUCCAAGAGAUUCUACUUCAGUUUUGUCUCAUACUUGUCAUUCAUGGUCAUCUUUACAGCCAUUGCCUACUAUCAACCCUUACGGGUCAAGCCCUCAUUUCCAGUGGAGUUCACAGCUGGAGGCUUCCUGUGGGUCUCUGGACUGAUCAUUAUUUUGCUAGGAGGCAUUUAUCUAAUCUUUGCUCAGAGUCUGUACUUGCGGAGGAGACGCCAGUCCUUGAAGACUAUGUGUUCUGACAGCUGCAUUGAGAUCUUGAUCUUCAUCCAGGCUUUCUCAUUGCUGCUCUCAGCAGUCCUGUAUGGUGCAAGCUCAGAAAACUACGUGGUAGUGAUGGUGUUCUCCCUGCUGCUGGGCUGGGUGAACACACUGUACUACACUCGGGGCUUUCAGCGCACGGGCAUCUACAGUGUCAUGAUACAGAAGAUUAUCCUGAGAGAUCUGCUGCGUUUCCUCCUGGUUUAUAUGAUCUUCCUCUUUGGCUUUGCUGCAGCUCUGGUUACCCUGAUGGGGGAUGCUCCUUCAGCCUCUCAGAACAAGUCACUUGCUCAUCUGGAGAGUAGCGGGAGCCAUGCUAUGUAUGGUGGGCUGCUGAGUGUCUCCCUGGAGCUCUUCAAGAUCACCAUUGGGAUGGGUGACCUGGACUUCCAGGAACAUACCAGAUUCAGAUACUUUGUCAUGCUCCUGCUGCUUCUCUUUGUGAUCUUCACUUACAUUCUGCUGCUCAACAUGCUGAUCGCGCUGAUGAGUGAGACUGUCGUAGACAUUUCUGGUGACAGCAAAAGCGUCUGGAAGCUGCAGAGGGCUAUUGCUAUUCUAGAAAUAGAGAAGGCUUGGCUGUGGCGCCAGGGUGGGAAGAGGAGAUCUGGCUGCUUCGUGUCAGUGGGCCUCAAUAAGAAAGAUGAGAGGUGGUGUUUCAGAGUAGAGGAAAUUAAAUGGACAAAUUGGGCAAAGGACGUGGGAGUUCUUAAGGAAGAGCCUGGAAACACCACUGAUUUAGAAAUAAAUCCAGAAGAGACAAGAUCAUGGAAACGGAUGCCACAGAAACAACUGAGAUCAGCUGGCUCAGAGGAGCAGUCACUAUUGCAGUCCCAGCGGUCAGCAACUGAGAUGAUGCCUCUAGAGAGACAAACCAGAAAUCUUUAGUAGGUUUUCUGGAUUACAAUCUUGCUUUCAUCCUCAAAGGCAUAGUUCUUCCUAUAGCAGCUGGAAGAAUUGCAGGCAUUAUCAGUAUUAAAGUGCAUUUCAUUGAAGACUGUGGUUCAGCCUGUGGCUUUAAAUAUUUUCAUGCACUUUAAUCAUUCAUUUCCUCUGAAGAAACUAUUUUUACUCAACCUUCUCUGCCUGACACAUUCUUACCAGUAUGUCUAACGGUACAAGAGCAAGAUGCCAGGGACAGUGGGGAGUGGUCUUUGGGAAGGCUGUGCUUUGAGCUGUAUAGAAAGAAUGGUGUUUGCCACGGAGAAGCAAAAGAUGGAGUGACCCAUCUAAGAAUGGGUCAGCCUGUGUUUCUUUUGUCACAAGAGACUGCACUGGAGUGCUUUGCAAUAAAGAGUGUUGUAGAGGCAUGAUAA